Lates calcarifer (barramundi perch) is the source of this 1780-nucleotide messenger RNA. It is a transcript of the gene pane1, whose product is annotated as proliferation associated nuclear element. Lineage: Eukaryota; Metazoa; Chordata; Actinopteri; Centropomidae. The transcript has 6 exons. The coding region runs from base 131 to 685 and encodes 184 amino acids. The record is from RefSeq and is a predicted model, not a curated record.
CGUCAUGACGUCAGACGCACGUUCGGAAAAGAGGCGCGAGUGAAGAUGGAUUGAACAGAGACUUCACACUGGAUUUGUUUUUAUUAAAUUUACGAAGCUGAGACUGUUUUCAAGUGUUGUUUUUAUCAGGAUGUCGUUGCUGAAACCCUUCAGUAAGCUGCCUGGUUUGAACACAGCGAACAUCUUGCUGGUGGAAAGUGAGGAGCAGUUUCAGCAGAGUUUAGCUGAUGCUCUGGUGGAGGAGACUGCUGUCACUGUCAAUGUGAGACUAGCCAAGAGUCUCCCCCUCCCUAUGGAGAACGAGGAGAGUCGUCCGAGAAUAGACCUGGUGGUGUUCAUCAUCAACCUGACCUCAGAGCUCAGUUUCCAGUCAGCAGAAGCUUCCCUGAAAUAUUUGGACCCUGGGUAUUUCCUAGGAAAAGUCUGCUUCAUGGUCACUAAUGCUCGUAAGGCUUCGGCCCCCACGGAGCGCCUGGAUGCUGUCAGAAAGCUGGCUGCUUCACUACACUGCCCCCUGUUGUUUGCAGAGGAUCAGACACCUGAUGGUGUGGCCAACGCCACAGAGAGGCUGCUGACCAUCCUGAAGGUGUCGGCCGGUCUCGUUCCCAUGGCUACUGCUCUCUACCUGUCAAACCUGACUCGAUGCACCGUGCCCCCAGACAUCGACCAGCCGAGCUUUGAUUAGCUCCUGUGACUGAUGUCUUUGAAGUGAUCUUCCCUGACUUUACCAUGUAUAUAUUUAUUUGUGGUGGUCUACUGCAACUGUUAACAUAUAGUGAACACAUCAGCACAGUAUUUUCCUUUUAUUCAUUUUACAUUACAUGUUUGAGCUCUGGCUUGUAGCCGCUGCAGGUUCUGUCUUGUCCUUGCAAUCGGUAUUUUCUUUUUUGUUUGUUUUGCUAAAGUGCACAUCAGUAGAACUAGAACUGAAGUCCAUAAAAACAUAUUGUCGCUCUUCCAUGUGGCACCCAUAAAGAAAAUAUGUGCAGAAGACAUUUGUCACUUCAGGAAAACAGGUGUAAAUAGUAAGAUUAAAAUAGCUGUUUUAUUUUCAGGGUCCUGGUAUUGCGCAUGCUGACUCACUGUCAUACUGGCACUGCUUACUGGGACACUUGAAUGGAACAGAGCCAUUGUUACUGUUAUAGUCACACCUGUGCUUUUGCUACCAUGACAAGUCAAAAAGCAAAUGUAUCACAGUAACUGAGCUCUCUGGUCAGUUAUCAUUACUGUUUAACAUGAAACAGAGAAUUUUAACCCAUACAAUGACCUUUGAACACAAACUUGUGACAGAGUAAUCUAACAAAUCAGCACUCAGCAACAAAUUCACUAAUUCAUUAGUUCAAGACUGUGCCCACUCAUGGGGCGCUGACACAGGUGAUUUGAAUCAUUUUGGCUGAUUAGACCUCAGGACUGUUUACAGUCUGAGCUUGACUGACGUCUCCCUCACUCUCCUGUUUGGUUUGUCUCAGCCUGCGAGGGCGGGACAAGUUACAACUUCCAGCAGAGCAGAGGGCUAAUUAGUGAGAUUGAAAACACCUGUGUUGGUGUGCAGGGUUUUAAAAUUAUACUGUGUUGUGAUAUAUAUGAACAUAUGAUGCUGCCACAGAUUACUUCUGUUUGGAAUAGUGUAAAUAAUUAUAAUAUACGUGUCUCUGUAUAUAGACAUGUAUUCAGUUUGUGUUGUCAUAGUUGACAGACAUUUGAACAAUCUGUGGGAUGCUUUUAAUGUCAAACCUAUUGUAAUUACAAGGAAAUAAAACACAUAUAUGAUCAAUAAAAA